AUAUGUUUAACAGAGCUUUAGGCCGCUCCUUUAGGAGGUAUUCCACCAUGACUGAUCCGAAUAAAUUCAUUGUUCCUGGAAAAGGCGUUGCUAAUAUUUUGGUACAGGAAUCUAACGAUGUGUUGUUGAAUUUAGCGACUGAGGAAUAUCUAUAUGAGCAUUGUGAGAUUGAUAACCCGGUUAUGUUCUUGUGGAGAAACCAGAGAUGUGUUAUUAUUGGGAAACAUCAAAAUCCGUGGAAGGAGCUAGCUGUUGAGAAGGUUAAUAAUGAUGAUGAUAUCGUACUUGCGAGAAGAAAGUCAGGUGGUGGCUGUGUGUAUCAAGAUUUAGGAAAUGCUGUAUUUUCAUUCUUUACUCCAGUCAAAGACUUCCAGACCUCUGAUUAUAAAACUAAGAACAAUGAGAUUUUGAUUAAAUCUCUUGAAGCUUGUGGUAUUUAUGGAGCUGAAGCUAGUGGAAGAAAUGAUAUGGUAAUUGGAGACAGAAAAAUCUCAGGAUCUGCUUAUAAAAUAAACCUUGGAAAGGCAGAUGGAAGUGGAAAGAAGGCUCUCCAUCAUGGAACUAUGCUUGUUGACGUAGAUUUCUCAUUCUUGAAUGAUUAUCUAACUCCUAGUAAGAAGAAACUAGAAAGCAAAGGUGUGAAUUCUGUCAGAUCUAGAGUAAUGAACUUAUCAGAGGUUAACCCAAAUAUUACCUAUGAUAUGUGGAUGGAAUCCAUGAUCAAUGAAUUUCAUAAUAAACAUGAAGAUAAAGACGUCUUCACAAAGGUGAUUCCUGAAGAGCAAAUCAGACAAGUUGACAAGAUCAUGGAGAUCUAUGAAGGACUUAACAAAUGGGAAUGGAAGUAUGGCACUACUCCUGACUUCACCCAUUCUAUUGAGCACAAGUUCACCUGGGCUUUAAUGGAUAUUAACUUCCAUGUCAGGAAGGGUCUGAUCAAUUCAGGCAAGGUUUAUAGUGACUGUCUAUAUCCAGAAUUCAUUGAUAAAAUAAACGGAGUUUUAGAAAGCCCAAAAGAUAAGGUUCCUUAUGAUAAAACAGGAAUUAGACAAUUCUGUAACAUUCUAAGAGAAGAGUUAAAAGAAGAUGAAUACUAUAAUGAUAUCUAUCAGCACAAUAUUGAUGAAAUUGAGGAACUCUUAGUGAAAGAAAUAUAACUUCUGGUCUAUAAUAUUCAAUAUUAAA
Molecule: messenger RNA, 1185 nt
Organism: Moneuplotes crassus
Lineage: Eukaryota; Ciliophora; Spirotrichea; Euplotida; Euplotidae
Source: the annotation of a GenBank genome assembly